Molecule: messenger RNA, 741 nt
Organism: Epinephelus lanceolatus (giant grouper)
Lineage: Eukaryota; Metazoa; Chordata; Actinopteri; Perciformes; Serranidae
Product: ependymin-1-like
Biological process (GO): cell-matrix adhesion
Cellular component (GO): extracellular region; lysosome
Molecular function (GO): calcium ion binding
Source: RefSeq, a predicted model, not a curated record
CUCAAAGUUAGAUGCGCUUAGGGUUGUUUCUGCCAUCUCGAACUCUACUUUGUGACUCCCAACGGACCAGGAAAAUGUACGCGGCUGUUACGCUCUUCGUCUUCAUGUGCUUGACUGCCACCACCCAUGCAGAUCAUCACCAUCAGCCUUGUCAUGCACCCAAUAUGACAGGAUUCAUGUCUGUGAUAUCCCUAAAGGGUGAAAUGAAAGCAUAUGGAGCAUUCACCUAUGAUUCAAUGGGCAAGAAACUGCGAUUCAGAUCAAACGAGAGCCACCCCACAAACACAUCACUAGGUCUGGAUCUGCUGAUGUUUUUCGAUGAUGGAGUAUUCUACGAGAUUGACAGCAAAAACCAGAGCUGUGAGAAAAAAGCAUUGCAAUGCACCCAGCACCCCCUAGAUAUUCCCGAUGAUGCAACAUUUGUGGCUACGGUCAACUGUGGGAGUCCAUCCAUUGAAGGCGAGGGAUUGAAAGCCAAUGUAUGGACAGGAACAAUGUCAGACAAGAAAGGUCACUACUCCAUGAGUGUGACCAUGGGAUGUUUGCCUGUGUGCACACUGUACUUCCAGGAGUCCUCAUCAUUCAUUAUCAGCCUCACGGAGGUUGAAAUCGAGAUCAAGGAUCCUGACCUCCUCACCGUGCCCACCUUUUGUCUGGGACAGCCUCUGGAGGAGACACCUGAAGGGACGGUCCAUAGCUUCCUCAACGAGUUCAUGUAGAUGCAACCCUGCCAGCAGAAAA